Homo sapiens (human) is the source of this 4295-nucleotide messenger RNA. It is a transcript of the gene OR6A2, whose product is annotated as olfactory receptor family 6 subfamily A member 2. Gene Ontology annotation, molecular function: G protein-coupled receptor activity; G protein-coupled olfactory receptor activity; olfactory receptor activity. Gene Ontology annotation, biological process: detection of chemical stimulus involved in sensory perception of smell; G protein-coupled receptor signaling pathway; adenylate cyclase-activating G protein-coupled receptor signaling pathway. The record is from RefSeq and is marked validated. Lineage: Eukaryota; Metazoa; Chordata; Mammalia; Primates; Hominidae. Bases 323 to 1306 code for a protein of 327 amino acids. The transcript has 2 exons. Gene Ontology annotation, cellular component: membrane; plasma membrane.
AUCUAUGGGAGGAAGAGAAAGUGGAAUCUCUGUAUCAUCUUUCUUAGUCCCGAUGACUCAACUUUUUUUGCAUACAUUUUAAAUCCUCUCCUAACCAACCCAGCCAUCUCAGGAGGACCUUGAUGAGUCAGUGACAUCUGAAUAAACUCAUUUCCAGAUUAAAGAAGAGAGCAGUGGCCUCAGCUCAGUGAUUAAUUACAUGAACUCCUUACGUGGUAUUCGACCAAUAUAAGCCCAUUAAGAGAAAGGCUGGGUUCUUGUUGUGGCCUACUGAAGACUCUCUACUCUCAUCUCCUGAAGAGCAGUAAGAGAGACCAAUGACAUGGAGUGGCGGAACCAUAGUGGGAGAGUGAGUGAGUUUGUGUUGCUGGGCUUCCCUGCUCCUGCGCCACUACAGGUACUAUUGUUUGCCCUUUUGCUGCUGGCCUAUGUGUUGGUGCUGACUGAGAACACACUCAUCAUUAUGGCAAUUAGGAACCAUUCUACCCUCCACAAACCCAUGUACUUUUUUCUAGCUAAUAUGUCCUUUCUGGAGAUCUGGUAUGUCACUGUCACUAUUCCCAAGAUGCUUGCUGGCUUUGUUGGAUCCAAACAGGAUCAUGGACAGCUAAUCUCCUUUGAGGGAUGCAUGACACAGCUCUACUUUUUCCUUGGCUUGGGCUGCACUGAGUGUGUCCUUCUCGCUGUUAUGGCCUAUGAUCGCUAUAUGGCCAUCUGCUAUCCUCUCCACUACCCAGUCAUUGUCAGUGGCCGGCUGUGUGUGCAGAUGGCUGCUGGCUCUUGGGCUGGAGGUUUUGGCAUCUCCAUGGUCAAAGUUUUUCUUAUUUCUGGCCUCUCUUACUGUGGCCCCAACAUCAUCAACCACUUUUUCUGUGAUGUCUCUCCAUUGCUCAACCUCUCAUGCACUGAUAUGUCCACAGCAGAGCUUACAGAUUUCAUCCUGGCCAUUUUUAUUCUUCUAGGGCCACUCUCUGUCACUGGGGCCUCCUAUGUGGCCAUUACUGGUGCUGUGAUGCACAUUCCUUCGGCUGCUGGACGCUAUAAGGCCUUUUCCACCUGUGCCUCUCAUCUCACUGUUGUGAUAAUCUUCUAUGCAGCCAGUAUCUUCAUCUAUGCUCGGCCAAAGGCACUCUCAGCUUUUGACACCAACAAGUUGGUCUCUGUACUGUAUGCUGUCAUUGUACCAUUGCUCAAUCCCAUCAUUUACUGCCUGCGCAAUCAAGAGGUCAAGAGAGCCCUAUGCUGUACUCUGCACCUGUACCAGCACCAGGAUCCUGACCCCAAGAAAGCUAGCAGAAAUGUAUAGAAGGGAUGUGUGAAAUCUGAUAAAAUGCUAUUAAACUUGGGAUCAAUGUGUUCUAUGAAGUCCAGUGGAGUUCUUAGGGCCUAAAUUGGGGGCCAGAGUUUCAAAGGCAUCACUAUGGAACUAGGAAUACUUUCUUUAACUAGUCCAAGAGGAGAGAGAGGAAUAGGUUGCAAGCUAGAAAAUGGAUUUCUGCAGGACAGGGCCAUAAAAUACAGGAUAGAGCUGGGUCCACUAUUGUCUGUCCCUUUGUAAUUUGCAUAGACAAGGUUCCAAUCAAGGAAGCACAGGCUUCAUUACGGAAAAGCAACACAAGACUUUUUGAUAAGAUCUCUAUUAGGUAGCAGAGGCCCAGGAGAUAUCAUUCUAGCGUGUGUUACAAGGCAAGGAGAUAAGAAACUAGGAAUUUUUGUUUUGGGAACAUAUCACCUAUCAAAACAUAAUGGUUUCUAGGUUUAUUUUCAAAUUUACUGUGGUCAGUGUCCACAUUGAACUAGUGGCUGAGUGCAGUUGUUUCAUCAAUACUCUGUCUCCCUGAUUAGACUAUAAGCACCAUGGUGACAGGAUCAGAUUUUCUUUUACAUCCUUUUAUUACCAUGGGCAGGAACAGUAUCUAGUGCAUGAUGGCUAUGAAUAUGUAUAAUGAAUGAAUAUAGUUUGGAACCAUGUAGGCAAGGCAUGUGUGUCAUGCCUAUAUGUGGGGUUGGCAGGUGCAGGAAGUAAACCCCUCAUACUUUACUAGUAUGCAGAGAGAUACAAAUUGGCUCAGCCUUGCCAGAAAAAAAUUUUGAAAAUAUGUAUUACAAAUCCUAAAAAUAUUGCAACCAUUCUGAUUCGGAAAGAUUUGUGCAGAUAGACACUUUUACUUAUAAAUACAGAAACAAGGAAAGGAAAUAAGCAAAAUAUGCUCAACUUUCGCAAACAGGGCACUGGUCAAAUAAAUUGUAGCUCAUAUGUUACAUGGAAAACUAUGCAGAAAUUGAAAUAAAGUGAUCUAAAUAGAGUUAAUGAAAGAAAAAAUAUUUCUAACUUAAUAAAAAUAUUAUGUUAUAUAACAGUAUCAAAAAUAUCAGCCAUAUUUGCUUGUUUAAACAAGACUAGAAGGAAUAUGACUAAAAUGCUGGCUAGAUAAUGCUGGACUGCUUACACCUGUAAAUUGCAUUCUGUGGCUAAGCAUUGCCAUCAAUAUAUUUAUUUAAAUGCUUUUUUUCUUAGCCCAUAUUAUAUAUAACUUUAUUUAUCUGGACAGGGAGAUGGAUACAGGGUAUGUCAGUAUGAUUUUCAGAAAUUUAGCUCCCUACUGUCACCCGACAACCAGAACUCUGAAGACAGUGAAGAUUCUAUCUCCAGAUAUGGAUCCAACUGUUGCUCAAGAUGUGGGAUCUAACUUUAUUGCUGUAUGUUACUUAAUAAAAUUUACAAAAGGAUAUUACCAAGGAUAUCAUGCAUUAUUUGCUAGCCCAUACUUAUUAAAAGUUUUAAUAUAAUGUGCAUAUCUAUUUGUGCCUAAACAGUAUAAGUAUCUUGUUGUAAUAAUUUUUUAAAUGACUGGAUAUAAAGUUCAUCAAAAAUCUACUGUCGAAGUGUCCCCGUAGAAGAAGUUUCUGAAAUGGGGUUGUGAUCAGGGAUGGGAGAGUCCUCCUCUAGGCAUUGUUAUUACAACUCUUUUAUAAACUCUUUUAUAAGUUAACUCGAGUUAAUAGGAAGUAAAAGCAUAAUGUUGAAUUUCUUCAUUGUGCUUUUCUUUUAUUUUCCAAUGCUUUAAAACACCUCUAAUUCUGAUUUCAAGUAUUGGAAUAGGGUUUAGCACAGUAUUCCUCACAUACUCACCUUUCAAUAAACCACGAAUGAGUUUGAGUCCCAUGUACUAUGGUGAGAUUGACACCUCUCCAGACGGGGACUGAAUUUUUAGUGAACAUAUGACCCUCAGGACUCAUAUUGAAAUUGAGGUCACAAAACUUUGUAAACUUUUUCAUGUGAAGUAUUGAUUAUCAGAUUAAGUAUCCCCCAUCCUCCAUUUAUGUAACUGAUUUUUCCCAUAAACGUAGAUGUAGAACUUUAUUUUAUCCUUGUUCCAUUUGAUCCUGUUUGUUUUCGACCAUCUUUGUAAUCUGCCGGUCUUUCAAAGUAUUGCUUAGAUAAUAUAAGUCUUUUAUAAUUCCCCUUUGCUAAUACAGUAUCUGGAGAAGCUUCUAGUCUCUUGCAUCAGUACAAGAGGUGGGAGUACUGGAUCUACCCGGGUUAUUCAGAGUGGCCAGAGGCAACUAACAACUACAGGCAAGUGAGGAUUAAUAUAAAUGACUUCUGUGCUCCAGGUGUCUAGUGGUUUCCAAUGUUGAGUAAACUCCAGAUUUCUCAGUCUGCCUUUUAAGUUUCUUCACAGCACAUUCUUAAUUUUCCUUUUUGUCCUUAUUUUAAUUUUUUGUCCACUACAAACCUUGUACAGGUGAAUUCUAGAUUGUGAUUAACAAUUUUUAUUUGAGACUAAUAAGCCAGUGUAUUUCACUGUUUGCUAAAACAUCACAUUGACCAGGAUCAGGAAACAAAAAUCCUUCUUGAUAAACAGCAUUUUAAAAAUAACAAUUGUUCUGCAGCUCUGUAAACCCUAUUUCCCUUCAUUAAAAAACCCUUACAGUUAUGAACAAGUAAAGACUGAGAAAUAUCAGAUCAAAGCUUGUCAAAGAGACAAGAUACCUAUAUGGAGUACGGUAUAUUGGAUUGGACCCUGGAACAUAAAGUAAUACUAACAGAAAAGAUAAUAAAAUCUGAAUAAAAUGGCAAAAUCUGAAUAGUUUAACAGUGAUGUAUCAAUUUUGGUUUCUUAUUUUGACAAGUAUGUAUGCUAAUGAAGGAUGAAUAUAUUAGAAGAAACAAACUGAGAGAUGGGUGUGUGAAAAACUCUCUUUAGCAUCUUUGCAAUUUUUCUGUAAGCCUAAUAUUGUUCCAAAAUUUAGAAGUUUAUUUUAAAAAGAAACACGUUGUUAGUUUUUCC